This is a messenger RNA of Mesorhabditis spiculigera, 1749 nucleotides long. The record is from the annotation of a GenBank genome assembly. Lineage: Eukaryota; Metazoa; Nematoda; Chromadorea; Rhabditida; Rhabditidae.
AUGUAUUUAUUAUUUCAGAACGGCAUCCAGUGCGACAUGUUCCAGGGGAUUCCCUAUGCCCAGCCACCCGUCGGGGAAUUACGGUUUCGGAAACCCCAGCCCGCCAAGCGAUGGGAAGGAGUGCUGAAAUGCACCCGAUACCGCAACCGCUCCCUGCAAAGCGAUAUGUUUUGGGAAAAGCUGACGCAAAGUGCUUCCUGCUCCGAGGAUUGUCUCUAUUUGAACGUGUUCGCGCCGGCCGUCGAUGGGGAAAAGACGUACCCAGUGUUGUUCUACAUCCACGGCGGCGGCUUCGUGAUGGACAGCCCGGCGCGGCUGGUGCCGAAAAAGCUGUGCAAACAAUUGGCCUCCAAAGGAAUCGUGGUCGUUACCGUAACCUACCGCCUUGGAUACCUCGGCUUUUUCUCGACCGGAGAUGAGGCGUGCCAGGGAAACAUGGGCCUAUACGAUCAGGCGAUGGCGCUGCGCUGGGUCAAAAACAAUGUUUCGGCGUUCGGCGGCAACCCGAACGAUAUUACGGUGGCCGGGCAGAGCGCCGGAGCCGUGAGCACCGAUUUGUUGAGCCUCAGCCCAGUUACGCGAGACCUGUUCCAGAAGAAAAUCGUGAUGGGCGGCAAUUCGUUCUGCCACUGGGGCACCACAACACAGGCUGAACUCGCCGAUUAUUGCCGCAAAAAGGCCGAAAAACUGGGAUGGCGCCCCCAACAGGAUUACAAUUCGACGGCCGAAGAAAGCGAGGAUAUGAUGCGAUUUUUACGGACCGUGCCGGCGCAUAAAUUUGCGACGACAAUGUAUGGGAAUAAAAUAAUCUUUUCCGAGGGACGGCUACCGCUGGCCCCGGUGAUGGACGAGGCAUUUUUGCCGAGACCGCUAGCCGAUCUUCGAAGGGAGGCCCCAAAAAUGGAGAGCAUCGUCGGAGGUGGACACGAGGAAUCCCUGCUUUUUAUCGCGAUUGGCUUCCUGAAAUGCAACGAGAAGGACUGGGAGCACGCGCUGCAGAUGAUCGCCAAAAAGUCUGCGAAUUUUGGGCAAAAGGAGGUUACCGAACUGGCCCACAAGCUCUACGGCGACCCGGCCAAGCUGCGCGGCCAAAAAUCCGAAAUGGCCAAGAUGUACGCCACGAUGAUCAGCGACGUGGUGGGGAAUUACGCGUGCCAUCGAUAUUUGAGGGACAGUCAAACACACGACAAGGCUACAUUUGCCUAUAGCUUUGACUACACGUCGAAACUGAUGUACGGAUGGCUGGCACCGAUGGCACCGGGAGGAGGCGGGACCCACGCCUCCGAUAUCAUCUACCUGCUCGACGUGAAUUACUUCUCGUCCCCGUUGCCAAAAGACAAAGACGAUCGGGCAAUGUGCAAAAUGACCGCCGACUAUUUCGCCAAUUUCAUCAAGACUGGAAACCCAAACACUGAGAAAACGGCGCAACUCUGGGAGCCGGUGCCGAAAAAGGACGAACUCCGCAUGUUCUCCUUUGAUUUGCAGCCGAAAAUGCUGCCCAAGCUAUACGAUGGGCGCAUCGACAAGCUGGAGGCGAUGGCCGUCGAGAUGAAGGCGCAGCGCAUCAUCGAGCAGACCACUGACUCAAUUCUCUCGUCAGCUCGUUCUCCCCUCAACCGUAGCCGCUCCAUCGAAAUUCUCGACGACAAACCGGUGCUCAUUCCCGCCAAAAAGCGAGCCCAAUCAUCCCAUCGAUACCUACGAAAUAAUUCCGUGGUUCCGGUAACUGAAGAAAUUCAGGUCACCGCG